This is a messenger RNA of Brachypodium distachyon (stiff brome), 2589 nucleotides long. RefSeq names its product U-box domain-containing protein 11. Gene Ontology annotation, molecular function: ubiquitin-protein transferase activity; protein binding. The transcript is spliced from 4 exons. Gene Ontology annotation, biological process: protein ubiquitination. The coding region runs from base 437 to 2365 and encodes 642 amino acids. The record is from RefSeq and is a predicted model, not a curated record. Lineage: Eukaryota; Viridiplantae; Streptophyta; Magnoliopsida; Poales; Poaceae. Gene Ontology annotation, cellular component: nucleus; cytoplasm.
CAGGCGGGCACCGAUUUGUUUACUCCGGUCUGCCGCCGCGCCCGGGAAUCUCUCCUCACGCCAACGAACGAACGGAGUCGCAGACACGGAGACACCCCACGCCCAGCUCACCACCACCUCGUCUCCCCCCUUCCUCCUCUUCCUCCCCCGCACGGACGGCUGCGCCCCACCGCACACCGGACCGGAGAGAGCCCCAGCUGCAGCCAGCCCGGCGGCAUUUCAUUAUUCCCUUUCUUCCUUCCCCUGAGCUCCCUCGCACUACGCGGCUGCUCCACCACUCACUCCUACAUUACGCGACGUUGACAUUGGCAUCGCCGCCCCCCUUCCCACCUCAUCUCCCCCUUCCCUAUCCACGCGGAGUCCUCCUGACCUGACCUGAUCAGGGCAGGGCGGGGCGGGGAGCGAGCGGCUCGUCACGCGCGCGCCCGCCGCGGCGAUGGCGACGGCCGAGGCGGCGGCGGCGGCGGAGAUCGUGCGGGAGAUCGCGGCGGUGGCCGCCGCCGACCUGGCCGCCGCCGCCGAGCCGCUGCGGGCCGACUGCCUCCGCCUCGCGCGGAAGGUGUCCCUGCUCUCGCACCUCGUCGCGGAGAUCGCCGAACCGGGGGAGGGCGGCGCGCGGGACGCGGAGGCGGCGGUGGCGUGGGUCGGCGAGCUUGUCAGGGCGCUCCAGGCGGCCAGGAGGUUCGUCGCGCUCGGCCGUGCCCCGGCGCUCGCGGCGGGGGCGUCGGAUCAGGAUGUCAUCUAUAACAACAUUACUGUUCAGUUCAAGUAUGUGACUUGGCAGUUGCAAGCAGCUCUAGCAAACCUGCCAAGUAGCUGUUUUCAAAUAUCUGAUGAAGUUCAAGAAGAGGUUGAUUUAGUGCGAGGACAGCUUAGAAGAGAGAUGGAGAAGAAGGGAGCCCUUGAUCUAAACAUUUUUUCAAAAAUUCAUGAUAUCUUAGCUCUUCGUGCUGCUAAUGUUGGAUCACAAUCUCAGCAACCACUUGACAAGCGAGAGACACCGCAGAUGGAAGACUUCGGUAGUGAUCACCUUGAAUUACAAAAUGUUGCUUUACUAGUUUCAGAAAUUAGCGGGAUGUCUAAACCUGACGUCAUGAAAAUUAUACCUGAGCUAAUUGAAGGACUUGAAAACACAAGCGAUACUGAUUCUGCAAAACCUGUCAAUGUCAGUAGCCGACCGAGUGACGAAACAAUAGUCCCACCUGACAAAGUUCAGAAACCCGACUCUAUAGCUAUGCCUGAAGAUUUCCGUUGCCCAAUAUCUCUUGAGCUGAUCAGAGAUCCUGUCAUCGUAUCGACAGGACAGACAUAUGAGCGUGCUUUCAUUCAAAGGUGGAUUGAUUGUGGAAACAGGACCUGUCCAAAAACUCAACAGAAGCUCCAGAACCUUACAUUAACCCCAAAUUAUGUGUUGAGAAGUUUAAUAUUGCAGUGGUGUGAGGAGAAAGGGAUCGAACCACCGACCAGAUCUAAGAGUGACGGUUCUUCCCUAGAGGUUGGCGAGGACAGACUAGCAAUUGAAGCAUUAGUUCGCAAUCUCUCUUGCAGCUCGUUGGACGAACGGAAAUCUGCUGCUGCUGAAAUAAGAUCUUUGGCCAAGAAAAGUACAGACAACCGUAUACUUCUAGCAGAGUCUGGUGCCAUUCCUGCUCUAGUGAAACUUUUGUCCUCGAAAGACCCCAAAACACAAGAACACGCAGUUACUUCUCUUUUGAAUCUCUCCAUAUAUGAUCAGAACAAGGAACUGAUUGUUGUUGGUGGUGCAAUUGGCCCGAUCAUACAAGUGCUUAGGAUGGGGAGCAUGGAGGCAAGAGAAAAUGCAGCUGCAGCUAUUUUCAGCUUGUCACUAAUCGAUGAUAACAAGAUAAUGAUAGGAAGCACCCCUGGCGCGAUUGAAGCAUUGGUCGAGUUGCUGCAGAGGGGCAGUUCAAGAGGUAGAAAAGAUGCAGCAACGGCCCUGUUCAAUUUAUGCAUAUACCAAGCAAACAAAGUCCGUGCGGUUCGAGCAGGAAUAUUGGCACCACUGAUUCAGAUGCUGCAAGAUUCAUCUAGCAUUGGAGCCACUGACGAAGCACUGACAAUCUUAUCAGUUCUUGUUAGUCACCACGAGUGCAAAACUGCCAUAGCCAAGGCUCACACCAUUCCCUUUUUGAUCGAUUUGUUAAGAUCAAGCCAAGCCCGUAACAAGGAGAACGCUGCUGCUAUUUUACUUGCCCUUUGCAAGAGGGAUGCUGAGAAUCUUGCUUGUAUUGGGAGGUUGGGUGCUCAAAUACCAUUAACUGAGCUGUCCAAGACCGGCUCAGACAGAGCCAAGCGCAAGGCAACUUCUCUCCUGGAGCAUCUCAAUAAGUUGCAGGUGCUCUAGUCUCCUUGCCCACCGCAUACCAUUUUUCACGUGUGCGUGUAUUUCUACGUGUACGUAUACAUACGGAAAAUUGUAACUUCAUCUGUUAUUGAGUGUGAAAUUCGUGGGGGCUGGUGAUCAGUCGUUUCAGAGAUAAAAGGGUUGGGGCUGCAGAGUCUGAUGCGUUGCUGGUCAUCUAUUUUAAGCCUUUUAAGCUCACAGCAUGCUCUGCAUUGAGAUAUCUA